Molecule: messenger RNA, 1255 nt
Organism: Paramacrobiotus metropolitanus
Lineage: Eukaryota; Metazoa; Tardigrada; Eutardigrada; Parachela; Macrobiotidae
Exons: 4
Coding region: 26-955 (309 amino acids)
Molecular function (GO): protein binding
Source: RefSeq, a predicted model, not a curated record
GUAUCCGUGCGUGCCCAAAGGAGCAAUGGAGACAGUCUGUUCCGACCACAAUGUAAUCGUCAUGUUUCGUGGCCGGCAAGUGCGACUGCAAGCAAGCGAUGAUAUCCCGGAUUUUACCGGCGUACUUCAGACACGACUGCGCAGCUCGAGAUCUUUAUGUUGCACUAUGUUUUAUCCGCUAAAACAGAGGCAAUAUCUUUUUGGGGAGGAGUACGGGCGAGAGUGUAACUGCCGUAAAUGCACCGAAGAAUUUGAUGCUGAUAUCAAUCCUCUGAAAUGUGUCACCGAUGGGUGUACAGAGCGUAUUCCGAGCGACGAGCGUGCAUUGCUUCCCUGUUCACAAUGCGGUGUGGUUAGCGCCGGAAAUUUGCACAAAUUUAAGAAGUUUAUGGCCAAAAACCAAGCACUUCUGCAAACUUGUGUGCCAACGGAAGACAAUAUGAAUUAUCAGUCGAUGGAGAUCAACAAAAUGACCAUUUUUAAAGAGCUGGAAAGUUUGAACGUUUUGCAGCCAGAUGCCCAUCUGCGCUACGCCUGCGGUAGGUGCGUGGCGGAAUACUAUCAGGAUAGCCAGCGAUACGAAGAGGCAUGUAAGCUCUUCCAGGAACUCAUCGUUUGCUUACGCAAGGUCUAUCCGAAGUACAAUGUGGAGCGCGCCGAGUAUCUGUGGAACGCCGCGUACUGCUCAAGAAAAUGGUUGCAUUGGUCUUUUGAGCAGGGUACGCACACUACACGGGAAGAAAAGCUCCGUGUGAUUCCAUUGAUAGCGCAAGCGGUUUCGGCGGGAGUCGAUUACGUAAAAGAAGCCCUGAUGAUCUAUGCCAAGAUUUGUGGACGGGAAUCGAAGGUCACCCAUGAGAUGGCCAGGCGACUGGAAAGGCAAAAGGAGGCAUCAGCACAGAUGCAACCAUUUCUUCAAUAUCGGGACGAACUUGUUACAUCCAACAGCCGCUGAUGCUUUUACAUAAUUGCCCAACGCGUGGUAUACCGUAGAUGUUGAUGAGUUUGGGGCACCCAGGUUUUUGCAGUAGUAUGGCUGAAAAUGUAAUAAGCCCGCGCUCUACAUUUUAGCAUUAUUACAUUCACGUCUGUUUUUUUUUGUAAUUUUCUUCUCUUUGAGUUACUUUCAGCGAUUUACAAUAAGCAUGACCAUGGUAAACAACUAGCUAAUGGUAAGAUAAAUAAGUCAAGUUACACUGGCAAGAGCCACUUGGCAAAUAGCUGCCUUACGAGAUGUUCGUCUGCAUUUGCAUAA